Molecule: messenger RNA, 1467 nt
Organism: Pollicipes pollicipes
Lineage: Eukaryota; Metazoa; Arthropoda; Thecostraca; Pollicipedomorpha; Pollicipedidae
Product: membrane metallo-endopeptidase-like 1
Biological process (GO): protein processing
Cellular component (GO): plasma membrane
Molecular function (GO): metalloendopeptidase activity
Source: RefSeq, a predicted model, not a curated record
GGUCCGUGCGUGACGCCGGGCUGCGUGACGGUGGCGCACAGGCUGCUGCGGUACCGGCAGCCGGCCGCCUCGCCGUGCCAAGACUUCCACGAGCACGCGUGUGGCGGCUGGCUGCGGCAGGUGCGGCAGCUGGGGCUCGCCGACGGCGACAAGGACUACGCGGCCAACGUUGACCCGCGUCAGGGCGCCGUCAACUGGAAACUGCAGCAUUUGCUGACGUCAGCUAAAUACGAAUCGCUGCCGGAGUUUCUGACAGCACAGCAGCUGUACAAGUCCUGCCUACGAGGCACACCGGGAAAUGAUGCUGAAGUACACCUUUCAGUGGAGCACGUGUUCUCGCAGCUGCUGGGCGGCUUCCGGAGCGCCGCCAACUGGUCCCAGCAGCCGGUCGAGCUGACCCAGGUGCUGGUCCAGCUGCACCAGCUGCUGGGCGCGCCGCUGUUUGAGCUGCGCCAGGAGCGGGACCCGUACGACAGGAGGCGCUGGGCUUUCGUCCUGACCCCGCCUGACAUCGGCCCCUUGCGCGGUACCGGCUGGCAGCGGCGUGCCUUGCGAGCAGCAACACCGCGGACGUGGCGGACGCUGAAUCGGCUGUCAGCUGCUCGUCAACGUCGGCCAUCAGCGUCGGCGUCGGCGUCAUCCUCAACGGACGACGACCUUCCGCAGCAGAUCGACGGCUCACACCUCUUCCUGCUGCAGCAGAAUGCUGCCUCCGAAGAUCACAUACAGAACUCUAUGGAGUUUUUCAAAGAGUACAUCCACGCCGGAAAUCAUUCAUCGGAGUUCAACUCCACCGACGUUGACGACAUGAAAAAUUUCCUGUCUUCAAUGGCUAUGAUAACGCCAAGUCACAGAGAAAAAGUGGAAAUGGAAAUACACGGCGAACAAGUCUACGUCAACCCAAUGACCGUCGACGAUCUCGAAUCAGAAUACACGUUUGUGAAUUGGACGGUGUUGCUAUCCGAGGCGCUGUCCGCAAACGUCAGCAGUUCGGACAUUGUAUACGUACCGUUUCCCGGCUACCUGGAUGACCUGGAUAUGAAGAUUGAGCUUCUUCCGGCGCACACCAUACACAACGGCCUACUUUUGAUGUACAGGAUGGACUACCUCAGCGCCAUGGCGGACAUGCUGGCGCCGGCGCCGGCGGCGCAGUUGAAGGACAUGUGCCUGGAUCUGACGAAGGACAUGUACCCCGUGCCUGUGGCUGGCAUGUUCGUUCGCGACGCCGGCAGAGGGAGGCUACAGCAGCUCAAGGACGAGGUGUCGGUUCUGCUGAACGAUAUCAAGACCGUGCUGACAACGUCAAUAGAACGCAAGGCCGCGGCGGAGCCCUCGCCGGUCUACUCCAUGGCGCUGAGGAAGCUACGGUCUCUGCGCUCGCUUCUGGUCGCUUCGCCGAGCUUCUGGAGCGACGAGUUCAUCGCGCAGAACACGCCCCCCUGCCCAGUUUGGCGCGGCCGAGUCUGA